AGGGUUGCGGUUGCGCCAGUGUCGCGCAAAUCUCUAUCGACCGGGCACGCGUGUAUGUUCAUGUAGAGGCGGGCUUGUUUUGCACGACAGAAAUCAGUUUUUAAAUUAAUAAAUUGAAAAAAAAAAACUACAUGGUAAGAAUUGUGCAUUUUGUAAAAUGAGGAAGUUUUUUUAACAGCCGGUGUUUAUAAGAACGCAACAAUACAAGUUUACAGUGAAGUUUAUCUUUACGAUAAGUUUUAUUUUUUUAAUUUGCAACCACGAUAUUUGCAUAUGCUGCAUACUUCCAUGCAUCAAAAACAUUGUAUGGAGUGCAUAUAUGUAGGAGGGCGAUCUAAAAGUUUUCCCACGAAGGACUUCACCCUCGUGAGGAAAUCAUCAACACUUUAUCUUUGGCUGUAAUUCUAACCCGAUAGCAAAAUGCAGUUCAUUCGCGCUUUCUUCAAACGGAUCACAGAUGACCUCAAGCAGAAAAAAUUAAUACCGCUAAAAAUAUUGUUUUUUGUGCACGCCUCCACUUUAUUCGUAUUAUACCCGUAUUUGACUAUUCAUAUGCGGGAGCUGGGUAUUAAUGUGGAAGAGACGGCCAUCAUGUCAGCCGUGACCCCAGUCAUCUCAAUAGUAAUGCCGCCGCUCGCUGGCAUGGUCGCUGAUAAAAUCGGAAAUUUUAGGUUACUCCUAGCUCUGUCCUCGGGGUUGGGUGGAGUGUCAGCACUGUUACUGCUGGCGGUGCCCGUUGGACGUAUUGUUAUUACAUUUCCUACAUCUGUAGACCUACUCGCCUCUUGCGAUGGAUCUGCACUACAUUUACAACAAGUACGCGACUAUCCUUGUCAGCCUCUCCAUCCAUACGCGUAUGACAUUAAUCUUACGGUUUUAUCAUGCGGAUUUGUUUGUAAAUUGCCAUCUGAAGCUACAGUACAAGAAAUAGACACUAUUGUCCAUGCGAACUCAUACGACGUGCAUUUUAAAUCACAAUAUGAGUCACAGCGUCUUGUGUAUCGCAAUACGAUUUCGACAUCGUUAACUCACAGAGAGAGACCAAUGAAAGAUCAUAGCACUUCGCGUGUCCUUACAAAUGAUCCUUAUUUUAAUUCCACGGCAUCAAAAGUAGGCGAUAAAAACAUAUUUUUUCCCGUUCCUCAACUGUACGAAAUAGAUUGCUCAUACGCAGGGUCGAAUGCAACGUGUAAAUUUGAAAAGGAGGAUUUCAUAAACGAUUCUAUUGAAGAGACCAAAGAGAAGCUAUUUCGUGUUAGGAUCUCACCCAAUGUUCAAAAAGAUUCGAAUGAAGUUCGAAAUUAUUGGGUCAACGCUGUAUCCUCAAGUAAUACGUCACAAUCGGAUGAAGACUAUGACGGUAUUGAUACCACAUCUUGUAAGGAUACUUUUACUCAGGAUCUCGGAGAAUCGAUAUGGGUGAAAGCAGGUUCACAACGUCUGACGGAGUGUAUAGCGGCUUGUGCGGCCUCAGCUCCCAGAAAGAGUCUGUGUGAUAACCGACAGCAGCAGUUAGAACUCGACCCUUCGUUUACCUUCUGGACUUACUUAGCUGUUCGUGUGUUUAUUGGUAUCAUCGGUGGGACAGCGUUCGCUAUGUUCGAAGGCGCUGUUAUUGCAAUCGUAAGGGAUCAGAGAGCGGACUAUGGCCUCCAAAGACUCUACGGUAGCAUUGGCGGUAUGAUCUCCUCGCCUCUCUCCGGAUUACUCAUCGACUAUGCGAGUAGGGGCAAGGGUUAUACGGACUUCAGACCAGCUUUUUAUUUGUAUGCAGUUUUGAAAGUUGUUUCUGGUGUUUUGAUGUUGAGUAUCGACCUUGAAUUUAAACAACCCGCACAGAAUCUCCUAGAAGAUGUUAUAUCAGUAUUUCGUAAUGUUGAAAUCGUGGCAUUGUUUAUAGCAUGCUUUAUUAUGGGCACUGCGUGGGGCUACAUCGAGAGUUUCCUAUUCUGGUUGCUCCAAGAUCUUGGCGCAUCCCGCUCUCUGAUGGGUAUCACGAUAACAGUGGGAGGAAUCGCUGGCUUGCCUCUACUCGUACUUUCUGGACCAAUUAUCAACAAACUUGGACAUGCCAAUGUUCUAUUUAUUGGUUUUGUUUUCUACGCAAUCAGGCUUAUGGGUUACUCGCUAAUCUACAACCCGUGGCUAUGCUUAAUCUUUGAGGCACUAGAAUCUGUGACGUCAUCUCUAUCUUUCACGGCAGCUGUGACGUAUGCGGCGAGACUUUCUUCCACCACAACGGAUACGUCCGUUCAAGGGUUAUUGGGAGGACUGUACUAUGGAGUCGGUAAAGGUUCUGGCAGUUUAAUAGGCGGUUAUUUGAUGAAGUUUUUCGGAACAAGACCUACGUAUCAACUCUUCGCUGCAGCAACUUUUAUUACCGGUUGCUUCUAUUAUCUUUUUAAUAAAUUUUACAUAGGAAAGAGUGCUAUGGGUGAUGAAAACGAUAUAUGCAAAAAGAAACCAACGACUGUAGACGUUGAAAAUCAAGAUGCCAUAAAUAAGGAUACAGAGAAAGCUAACACGCCACUAGAUGUCGUUAGUAAGUCUGAUGUCAAUAAGAACUCGGUUACUGAAGUACCUAAAGCAUUAAAUCCACAAGUCAAACUACCAUCCGACAGUGCAGAUGGCAGCAGCGACUCUGGAUUUGAUAAUCCAGCAUAUAACGAAAAUGAUAAUGUUACUUCUGCCAAUGACACGAAAAAGGACGAAAAAUAAUGUUUAGAUAGAUGUUUGGUGAUAAAUAGUUUAUUUAUA
Messenger RNA from Vanessa atalanta (red admiral), 2757 nucleotides. RefSeq lists its product as uncharacterized. Gene Ontology annotation, cellular component: membrane. The coding region runs from base 421 to 2718 and encodes 765 amino acids. The transcript has 11 exons. Lineage: Eukaryota; Metazoa; Arthropoda; Insecta; Lepidoptera; Nymphalidae. The record is from RefSeq and is a predicted model, not a curated record.